Messenger RNA from Synchytrium microbalum, 1308 nucleotides. RefSeq lists its product as uncharacterized. The record is from RefSeq and is a predicted model, not a curated record. Gene Ontology annotation, cellular component: Golgi apparatus. The coding region runs from base 1 to 1308 and encodes 435 amino acids. Gene Ontology annotation, molecular function: GTPase activator activity. Lineage: Eukaryota; Fungi; Chytridiomycota; Chytridiomycetes; Synchytriales; Synchytriaceae. The transcript is spliced from 6 exons. Gene Ontology annotation, biological process: endocytosis; endoplasmic reticulum to Golgi vesicle-mediated transport; intra-Golgi vesicle-mediated transport.
AUGAGCACGAGGAAUGAGCGUAUGGGUGAUAAGGCCCAAAAUGAUCGCAACAAUAAGAUAUUGCAGGCUCUCAUGCAAAGAGCAGACAAUCGUUCAUGUGCUGAUUGCAAGAGAAAGGAUCCUCGAUGGGCUUCAUGGAAUCUCGGAAUAUUCGUAUGUAUUCGCUGCUCGGGUAUUCACAGGUCAUUGGGAACCCAUAUUUCAAAAGUCAAAUCUGCUGAUUUGGAUUCAUGGACUACAGAACAAAUAGAGGCAAGUACCCUCCAUAAUAUGGCUAGAUGGGGAAAUGGCAAGGCCAACAUGUAUUGGGAAGCUCAAAUGCCAGCUGGAAUGACACCACCUGAACAGGCGAUUGAACAAUGGAUUCGUGGAAAAUACGAACGAAAGCAAUACGCAACACCAGGUGGCAUCCCCGAUCCGGACACUUUGCCAUUACCUGAAGGUGUCGCCGAAGCCAAGAUACCAGCUGCUCCAAAGAAAGCAGUUGUACCAGUAGCAGCAUCAACACCCACGACAGCACUCCCUCAGCAACAAUCUACACCAGCCGAUAAUAAUUUAUUUGCUAGCUUCAGCUCUGUCACUACUCAACAACAGCCAGUAACAUCCACAGUAGAUCCUAGAGCAGCGAUCAUGUCCUUAUAUUCCAAUAACAGUCCAACUGCUUCCGUCCCGUCAUUUGCUGCGUUUGGUAACAACAACAAUACUACAGCACAAGCAUCCCUCCCAAAAGGUGCCGAAUUCUUUGGAAUGAAUACAUCAAACCAAUCCAAGUCCCAGUCUAAUGAGUAUGCUAUAUUGGCUGCUAUGGGAGGCUUUGGUGGUAGUGGUACUGCUGCCCUCAACAUGUCAUCAAUCGAUGGAUUGAGUAAUGGUGCCCCCGCCGGCUUGAGCUCCAACAAGGGUACUAUUAUGACUGGAAUGAGUGGACUAAGUGCCAAGUCAAUGCAAACCAUCAACCAAGAUUCAUUUGGAAGUUUGACUUCAGCUGCUCCUGCACCCAUUGGUAAUAUCAGUAAUAACAAUAGUCUAGCAGCCAAUUCAUUUGCCAGUUUGGGCAGCUUUACCACCAUGAGUGGUGUAGCAGGGGUACCAGUCACUCCACAAGGAUCGCAAAUCGGAAGGUCAACAUCAGUAAUUGGAGGAGGGCACUCAACCAUUUAUAAUGGAUUAUCAGGAGCUACGGAAAGGCAAGCCAGCAACUUUGGUGGUAUCUCGGAAUUGAGGGAUUCUGCUAUCUUGCAACCCACUAUUCAGGUUGGAUCAAGUACCUCAGCACCAGUUGCCUCACUCUGGGGAGAAUUCCAGUAG